Odobenus rosmarus divergens (Pacific walrus) is the source of this 3704-nucleotide messenger RNA. It is a transcript of the gene TMEM168, whose product is annotated as transmembrane protein 168. Bases 124 to 2217 code for a protein of 697 amino acids. NCBI's taxonomy places the organism in Eukaryota, Metazoa, Chordata, Mammalia, Carnivora, Odobenidae. The transcript has 4 exons. The record is from RefSeq and is a predicted model, not a curated record.
AUAAACAAAAAUUCCACCAGAGGAAAUGCUGAAAUAGGAGUUACGGAUACGUUGGAUUUGCUGGAGGAAAAACAAGCAGUAAAUUUUUGUACCACAGGGAGAAAGCCCAAAUUGCCAGAUUACAUGUGUAAAUCACUGCGUUACUGCUUUAGUCAUUGUCUGUAUUUAGCAAUGACAAGACUGGAAGAAGUCAACAGAGAAGUGAACAUGCAUUCUUCAGUGCGUUAUCUUGGCUAUUUAGCCAGAAUCAAUUUAUUGGUUGCUAUAUGCUUAGGUCUUUAUGUAAGAUGGGAAAAAACAGCAAAUUCCUUAAUUUUGGUAAUUUUUAUUCUUGGUCUUUUCGUUCUUGGAAUUGCCAGCAUACUCUAUUAUUAUUUUUCAAUGGAAGCAGCAAGUUUAAGUCUCUCCAAUCUUUGGUUUGGAUUCUUGCUUGGCCUCCUAUGUUUUCUUGACAAUUCAUCCUUUAAAAAUGAUGUGAAAGAAGAGUCAACCAAAUAUUUGCUUCUAACUUCCAUAGUACUAAGGAUCUUAUGCGCUUUGGUGGAGAGAAUUUCUGGGUAUGUCCGUCAUCGACCCACUUUACUGACCACAGUAGAAUUUCUGGAACUUGUUGGAUUUGCUAUUGCCAGCACAACUAUGUUGGUGGAGAAGUCUCUGAGUGUCAUUUUACUUGUUGUAGCUUUGGCCAUGCUGAUUAUUGACCUGAGAAUGAAGUCUUUCUUAGCUAUUCCAAACUUAGUUAUUUUUGCAGUCUUGCUGUUUUUCUCCUCAUUGGAAACUCCCAAAAAUCCAGUUGCUUUUGCAUGUUUUUUUAUCUGCCUGAUAACUGACCCUUUCCUUGACAUUUAUUUUAGUGGACUUUCAGUGACUGAAAGGUGGAAACCCUUUUUGUACCGUGGAAGAAUAUGCAGAAGACUUUCAGUCGUUUUCACAGGAAUGAUUGAGCUUACCUUUUUUAUUCUUUCAGCAUUUAAACUUAGAGAUACUCACCUCUGGUAUUUUGUAAUACCAGGCUUUUCCAUUUUUGGAAUUUUCUGGAUGAUUUGCCAUAUUAUUUUUCUCUUAACUCUUUGGGGAUUCCAUACCAAAUUAAAUGACUGCCAUAAAGUAUAUUUCACCCACAGGGUAGAUAACAAUAGCCUUGAUAGAAUCAUGGCAUCCAAAGGGAUGCGUCACUUUUGCUUAAUUUCAGAGCAGUUAAUUUUUUUUAGUCUUCUUGCAACAGCGAUUUUAGGAGCAGUUUCCUGGCAGCCAACAAAUGGAAUCUUCUUGAGCAUGUUUCUGAUAGUUUUACCAUUGGAAUCCAUGGCUCAUGGACUCUUCCAUGAAUUGGGUAACUGUUUAGGAGGGACAUCUGUUGGAUAUGCUAUUGUGAUUCCCACCAACUUCUGCAGUCCUGAUGGUCAGCCAACACUUCUUCCCCCAGAACAUGUACAGGAGUUAAAUUUGAGGUCUACUGGCAUGCUCAAUGCUAUCCAAAGAUUUUUUGCAUAUCAUAUGAUUGAGACCUAUGGAUGUGACUAUUCCACAAGUGGACUGUCUUUUGAUACUCUACAUUCCAAACUGAAAUCUUUCCUUGAACUUCGGACUGUGGAUGGACCUAGACAUGAUACGUAUGUUUUGUAUUACAGUGGGCACACCCAUGGCACGGGAGAGUGGGCUCUUGCAGGUGGAGACAUACUGCGCCUUGACACACUUUUAGAAUGGUGGAGAGAAAAGAAUGCCUCCUUCUGUUCUCGCCUUAUUAUCGUAUUAGACAGUGAGAAUUCAACUCCGUGGGUGAAAGAAGUGAGAAAAAUCAAUGAUCAGUACAUUGCGGUGCAAGGAGCAGAGAUGACAAAGACCAUAGAUAUUGAAGAAGCUGACCCACCACAGCUGGGUGACUUUACAAAGGACUGGGUAGAAUAUAACUGCAACCCCAGUAAUAACAUCUGCUGGACUGAAAAGGGACGCACUGUGAAAGCAGUCUACGGUGUGUCAAAGCGGUGGAGUGACUACACUCUGCAUCUGCCAACAGGCAGCGAUGUGGCCAAGCACUGGAUGUUACACUUUCCUCGUAUUACAUAUCCACUGGUGCAUUUGGCAAAUUGGUUGUGCGGUCUGAACCUUUUUUGGAUCUGCAAAAGUUGUUUUAGGUGUUUGAAAAGAUUAAAAAUGAGUUGGUUUCUUCCUACUGUGCUGGACACAGGACAAGGCUUCAAACUUGUCAAAUCUUAAUUUGGAACCCAAAGUGGAAUAUUAUUGAGAGUUCAUACUACCAGUUACCACUAACUUGCCAUUUUUUGUAUAUGGUUUUUUUAUUUGUGAAAAAUACCUUGCUACUUCUGUAGCUGCUCUCACUUUGUCUUUUCUCAAGUAAUUAUGGUGUAUGUAAGAUGUUGGGAAUAAGCAUUUUAUCCUACAAGUAUGUAAGGAGUCGUAAAUGCUGAUGCUGUGUAAAUGCAUCACAGAGGUUAAAAAUAACUGCACUUUGAGGACUGUUUGCAUAUGCCUCUGAUUAGAAAGAAAACACUUGUCUGUGCUCUGCAGUGGCCAAUGAGGAAUUAAUAAUGCCUUAUUUUCUAGGCAUAGAGAUUGUAGACCAGACCGUUUACUAUUAUAAGAAAAUUUCCAAUUUGCUUACAAAAAGAUUUUUUUUUUUGUCAACAGUAGGUUUGAGUCCAAGACCAUUUGAAGAAUUACAAACUCUUUCUUAAAAAAGGAUAAAGGGAGAAGCCUGAAAUGAGUGCAAAGAUUUGCUUAUAGUCUACCAUUCGGAUGUCUUGGUUGUGGCCUAUUACCAGUGUAGUAGUAACGCCCAAAAGACUGUUGAGAUCAAAACAUUCUUCCUAUAGGUAACUGUAAGAGGCUAGAAGCCUACAGAUCGCUCCUUCCUGCCUUGUUGGGGUGGAGGGAGGGGCUCUGAAAGCACUGGCAAUUUUAAGAGUCUUUCUCAGGGUAACUGUUUUAAUGAACAAUGUUUCCAGCUACAAUUCCUUCCAAAUAAAUUGUCUUUCCUUUCAAAAAGUAAACUUUUUAAAAAUUUAGCAAUUUCUCAUUGAUUUAGGCUAUUUUCGCUAUUCAGAAAUGAUUUUGAUCUCUAUGGAAUUAAUGCUCUGCCAUGAAAAUUAUCUUUCAGAUCUCUCAUUAGUGAUGACAUUUUUUUCUACUGAAGGUCAAAGGAUUGAAAACAGGUCAUUUUUUUUCUUGUAUACAUGUAAUGUAUUAUGUAAAAAAAGUAUUUGUAUUGGCAAUUUUAGUUUGCCAGUGUUUAGUUUUAGUUUGCAUAAUGGUGUGGUUGUAAUUUUUAAAACUUAAUUCAGUGUUUUGUCUGAUUAAAGCAGGCACUGAUCAGGGUAUCCCCUAAGAGGUAAUUUACCCGCUGUUCCCUUCCAGUAAUCCUUACAUUCUAAAUUUUCAUAUCUGAGAAAUAACAAGAGAGGAGUAGAAGUAAAUUAGGGAAUAAUCUAAUCUUUGUUGUUUAAAGUGUGACUUCUCACCACUGAAGCCAUUUUUCCAGCCUCAGAGAGAGGAACUAAUGCCUCUACCAUUUUCUACCUGGUGACUUGAACAUUGAAGUUUUUGUUAGGUAGAAGUCACUUAGUGUCAGGGAACUUGUAUACCACUAUCUAUGCAGCCUUGUUACAGUCUGAUGAUUUCUGUGUUUUGAAUAUGAUUUUCCUAAUGCUUUGAAUAAAAUUUUAAAAAUUUUUCAUGUAAUGUGC